Molecule: messenger RNA, 342 nt
Organism: Cooperia oncophora
Lineage: Eukaryota; Metazoa; Nematoda; Chromadorea; Rhabditida; Trichostrongylidae
Source: the annotation of a GenBank genome assembly
UUGGAACACUUCCCGCCACGACCAGUGAGGAGAAUCCAGGUUCGGGAAGGGGAUUCGCUGACAAUCGACUGCAAAGCUCCCAGAGGCAUACCGCCACCGACUUUAUUUUGGUUAUACAGAGACACAGAGCAGGGAUCAGUGAUUGAAACGAUUCGUCGAAAGCACAUCACUGUCGACGAGGAUGGAAAACUACAGUUCAGCGCUGUUGAGCUCCAUGAUGGACGGCCGAACCUUGUCUACGAAUGUGCUGCGGGCUCUCCAGUUCUACAUGGCGAAUAUCGAUCCGGCGACCAUGUACAGCUGGAGGUUAUACCUAGAGAAGGUUUGUUUUGUGUGCGGUGA